AAUAAAUAAAAAAUCUCUCUCUCAUCUCUCUGUGUCUCUGUGAGUGUGAGUGUGAGUGUUAGUGUGAGUGCGUGUUUCGCCAUGGAAGCACUAUCGAGUUCCGGUUUGCAAAUUAAGAGGUUCUCAGACAGGUCAUCAGCAAUUCAGACGGCUAAAAUCAGCAACAAACAUUGCGCUGUUUUCAAAAUCUCUCCCAGCUUCAGUAAAACGCAGUCGUUGCGAUGUGUUUCUCGAGUUUCUGCGGACGCCUCAGACCACGGCGAAGAAGACAGCCGCUUGGAUAGCGAUAACGGCGUCGUGCGUUUCGUGUCAGACCAAACUCUCUCUUUAUCUGAGUCCAUGAAUGGAUAUUUCAAACGGCUUGUUCGGCUUUGUUGUGAUGGCCUCUCUCAUAUCCUGAAGGGUAAUUCACCAGAUCUCCAACAAAGUGGCUCACCGGAUAUAAAUUUGACGACACCUCCUCUUUUGGGAUCAUAUGGAACAAGUAGUGGGGGAGGUACAAGAGCUGGACUUUUCAGGACACCUAUAUCUGGAGGGGUGCAAAGUGCCACCUCUGCUCAUGGCUUACCAAGACCAGCCUUAGCUGUCAGAAAUUUAAUGGAACAGGCUAGGUUUGCCCACCUGUGUACUGUGAUGUCACGCAUGCACCACCGCCGAGAGGGUUAUCCAUUUGGCUCACUCGUAGAUUUUGCGCCAGAUCCUAUGGGACAUCCAAUAUUUUCGUUCUCACCGUUGGCCAUACACACUAGGAACUUGCUAGCCGAUCCAAAAUGCACAGUAGUUGUGCAGACUCCUGGAUGGAGUGGCUUGUCAAAUGCACGGGUGACAAUCUUUGGCGACGUAUACCCCCUCCCAGAGGACCAGCAGGAAUGGGCUCAUAAACAAUACAUAGAGAAACACCUGCAAGGACCUUCUCAGCAGUGGGGAAAUUUCUACUAUUUUCGGAUGCAAAACAUAAGUGAUAUAUAUUUUAUUGGAGGCUUUGGAACUGUUGCUUGGGUCGAUGUUAAAGAGUAUGAAGAUCUUAGACCUGAUCAAAUUGCUGUUGAUGGUGGUGAACAGAAUCUAAAGGAGCUAAAUGCAAUCUUCUCAAAACCCUUGAGAGAGCUUUUAUCCAAAGAAGCUGAGGAGGUAGAUGAUGCUGCUUUUAUAUCGAUAGACAGCAAGGGGGUUGAUAUCCGUGUCCGCCAAGGGGCUCAGUUCAACGUUCAAAGAAUCUCGUUUGAAGAUGGACAGGGCGUUGAGACACUAGAGGAGGCGAAGAGAGCACUUUGGAGGCUUAUGAAUGGAGGCCGAAUGCAAAAUCUGCAAAAAUGAAAACGUGAUAUUUUUUAUCUCACAAUCUCAAGUCCACCUUGAACCGUGAUGGUUGAUUUUUCUUUUACUUUUUCUCUUUCACAACCUUGACUGCUUUGAGAUAAAAAAUAAGUAGUCUUCCGAGUGUGUAAGUUCUUAGUAACUUAUUUUGUACUACUAUCUUAUUUUCAAUCGAGUUCGAAUUUACAGGC
Messenger RNA from Salvia hispanica, 1508 nucleotides. RefSeq lists its product as uncharacterized. NCBI's taxonomy places the organism in Eukaryota, Viridiplantae, Streptophyta, Magnoliopsida, Lamiales, Lamiaceae. The record is from RefSeq and is a predicted model, not a curated record.